Messenger RNA from Effrenium voratum, 1317 nucleotides. Lineage: Eukaryota; Dinophyceae; Suessiales; Symbiodiniaceae. The record is from the annotation of a GenBank genome assembly.
AUGCAGGUAACAGUGCAACUGGCGCGCGGGGCGCUGGAUGACGCCAUGCGCGCCUCCAUGGAGCUCCUGGCGGCGGCCCAGCGGGGCGGCGGCAAGCCCGCAGAGGCCGCGGCCUGGCUCCGCAUCGCCGAGGUGCACCGCCACCGGGAGAUGGCCGCAGGCGGCGGUGGCACCUCCUCCACGCCGGAGGAGACGCUGCAGGCGGCGGAGCGCAGCGCGGAGCUCUACCGGGGCUUGACCGGACCGGAGGCGGACGCCAGCCAGAAGGGCCUGGGGGCUGCCCUGACGGAGUCCGGCCGCGCGUGCUUGCGCUUGGGUCGGCACCGGCAGGCGGUGUCCUCGGCCACGGAGGCCAUGGCCAUCUUCCGGCCCCUGGACCUGCUGCACCGCCUCACCCGGGCACUGGACCUCGAGCUGGAGGCGCGGCGGGGGCUCAUGGAGCCGAUGAUCGGCCUGCAGGCGGCGAACCGGGAGCUGCAGCUGCUGCGCGAGCGCCAGGAGGCCGCUGGAUCAGAGGUGAGCCGUGGGGCUUUGCAGGCGGAGGCGGAGAUUCUGGAGGCCAUCGCCCGCACCCACGGCUCGCUGUCGGAGCCCCUGGGCGCGGUGCGCAACGGCUUGCUGGCGGCGGAUCUCCGGAAGGAGAUCAACGACGACGAGGGGGAGACCAGCGCCUUGCUGCUGGCCGCGGACCAGCAGCGGAAUUUGGGGGAGAUGAUCGAUGCCACGGAGACGGCGGAGCGUGCGCUGGCGUUGGCGCGGAAGACGGGGAACGCGCGGCACGAGGAGGAGGCCGCCAAGGUGCUGAGCCGCGUGCUCUCCGAACGAGGCCUGAACGAGCAGGCGCCCCAACGGCCGCAAGCGCUGCAGGCCCUUGAGACCCUGGUCGCCGCGGUGAAGCAGCGGGACGGCGCCGCGGCCAAGGAGGCGGAGCAGAGGCUCAACUCCUUCGGGGGCCUUGUCACCAACAAGGACAUCGCGGAUCACAUCGUGCCGCUGAUCAGCCGAGACCCCGAGGCCGUGAAGUUCUUGAGGGAGGAGCUGGGCUGGGACGUGGAGAAGCCUUACACCCAGAAGCAGAACGGCAAGGAAGUGCGGCACUUGGACUUCUACUUGGCGCAUCGGAUGUCAGGCAUGGGCUUCGGCCCGCAGUUCAAAGUGUGCAACUUCCCGGUGCGUGUCUGGGGCUCCGCGCCGGUGGCGGUGUGUGUGAACCAGCUCCCCGAGACGGAGGCCUGGCAGAUGGAGAUGAUGUUCCGGCCCGGGUUCAUCGACGCGGGCCUGCAAAGCGGCCUGGUGCACGCGCCCUUCUUCGACUGA